AUGGUUAUUCCUUCGAAAACAGGGAUGUUUCGAAGAAUAAAGAUGAAAUCCAAGCAUAAACGAAAGUCUUCAUCUCGAAAACAGGGAUGUUCUCAUCGAGGAGUAUUGUUUCGUGAGGUUCCUAUUCUUGUUUCACCCACAUCCAAGAAACGAGCAACAGAAGACAUGGCGAAACAUUUAUCCCAACCAAAGAAGAAGAAGACAAAGAAGGCUCGGAAGAUUGUUUCAUCAAGUGAGUCUAUUGAAGAGGAUGAACGAGUACCAGAAACUCCAGAAAUCACCUCUAUUCUUACAAGUUCAAUUCCAGAGAUCACUGUCAAAAUCACCCCGGAAGUUUCGAUUUCCAAGUCAAUUUUUGAGGAGGUGAGAACUUCAGGCUUCGGUGAAAAUGUUUCAAAGGAUGCAAACCAAGGUCCAUUCAUCUCUACUCCUUUUGAAUCAUUAGUUUCUGUUACACCAACAUCAGCCAUUCCUCUUACUUCAACUACUAUCUCUCCAUCAUUCGAACACAUCAUCAAUCAACCAAUCACUUCCAUGUUCUCCUCUCAAUCAACUGAUACCAACAAACCAACUUCACCCACUAAAACAUAUCAUGAAGCGUUUGGAGGAACAUUCGAAGAUUUGGAAUUUCAUGAUGAAGAAGAAGAUUUCCUUGAUCACAUGCUAAUGACCAUGAAACAAUACAAAAUUUUGAAUCAAAAGGUUGAUAUCAUAUGUGAUGCUAUUACAAAAUUUGUCAUGAUGUACGAAGGUUUGAGUCCACAAAUCGCUCAAAUCUCCAUGACUGAAAAUGAAAAUUUUGAAGGAGUGAUGAAGCUGUUGAAAGAUUUGAAGGAGAUAUAA
This is a messenger RNA of Lactuca saligna, 843 nucleotides long. The record is from the annotation of a GenBank genome assembly. Lineage: Eukaryota; Viridiplantae; Streptophyta; Magnoliopsida; Asterales; Asteraceae.